GAAGCCGCGGGGCGGGCCUGCGCGCACGAUGCCGUCUCCCGGAGGCCUGUAAAGGCCCUCGCCAGCCGCGCGCCCUCCUCCCGCCCCGGGCUCCGGCUGCCGCCGCUACCGCGCCCCACGCGGAGGCCGCGGCUGCAACCGGGAAGGUCGGAGGGAGGGUGGUUUCCUCCCGCCCCACACCCAGUCUCCGAGCCGGAUAUACAGAGUGUCACGUUUGGGAGCCCAACGAGGAGAGCGCUCUCCCUGCGGCGGGAGUACCUGCCGGGGCCUCGGGGAAGGACUGGGAUUUACAGGACCACUAGUUGAACCCCACCGCGUCGGAGGAGCAGGAACCUCUUUCCGGAGCUAUAAAAGACAAAGAGAAGAAUCAUGUCCAUGAUUGCAGCUUUCUAUGGUGGCAAGUCCAUUCUCAUCACUGGGGCCACAGGCUUCAUGGGCAAAGUGUUGAUGGAGAAGCUGUUUCGCACCAGCCCAGACCUGAAAGUCAUUUACAUCCUUGUGAGGACCAAGGCUGGCCAGACUACGCAGCAGAGGGUUUUCCAGAUCCUAAAUAGUAAGCUGUUUGAAAAGGUCAAAGAAGUCUGUCCAAAUGUGCAUGAGAAGAUCAGAGCGAUCUACGCAGAUCUCAAUCAGAAUGACUUCGCCAUCAGCAAGGAGGACAUGCAGGAGCUUCUCUCCUGCACGAACAUUAUCUUCCACUGUGCGGCCACUGUGCGCUUUGAUGAUCCUCUGAGGCAUGCCGUGCAACUUAAUGUCACUGCCACCCAGCAGCUCUUGCUUAUGGCCAGUCAGAUGCCAAAGCUUGAAGCCUUCAUACAUAUCUCUACAGCCUUUUCAAAUUGUAACCUGAAGCACAUCGAUGAAGUCAUCUAUCCAUGCCCUGUGGAGCCAAAAAAAAUCAUCGACUCCAUGGAGUGGUUAGACGAUGCUAUUAUUGAUGAGAUCACACCCAAGCUGAUUGGGGAUCGGCCCAAUACUUACACAUACACCAAGGCCUUGGGAGAAAUGGUGGUGCAACAAGAGAGUGGGAACCUAAACAUUGCCAUCAUAAGGCCGUCCAUUGUGGGAGCAACCUGGCAGGAGCCUUUCCCGGGUUGGGUUGAUAACUUAAAUGGACCUAGUGGACUCAUUAUUGCGGCCGGGAAAGGGUUUCUCCGGUCCAUAAGAGCUACUCCGAUGGCAGUGGCAGAUUUAAUUCCAGUUGAUACAGUUGUCAAUCUCACCUUGGCCGUAGGAUGGUACACAGCAGUUCACAGACCUAAGUCAACAUUAAUCUACCACUGUACGUCUGGUAACUUCAAUCCUUGUAACUGGGGCAAAAUGGGAUUCCAAGUCUUGGCAACCUUUGAAAAAGUCCCAUUUGAGAGAGCUUUUAGGAGGCCGAAUGCGGACUUCACAACCAAUACCAUCACAAGCCAGUACUGGAAUGCAGUCAGCCACCGAGCCCCUGCCAUCAUCUACGACUUCUAUCUACGGCUCACAGGAAGGAAGCCCAGGAUGACAAAGCUCAUGAAUCGGCUGCUAAGAACAGUGUCCAUGCUGGAGUAUUUUGUCAACCGGAGUUGGGAAUGGAGCACAUACAAUACGGAAAUGCUGAUGUCUGAGCUGAGUCCUGAAGACCAGAGAGUAUUCAACUUUGAUGUGCGCCAGUUGAACUGGUUGGAAUACAUUGAAAAUUAUGUUUUAGGAGUUAAGAAGUACUUACUGAAAGAGGAUAUGGCUGGGAUCCCAGAAGCAAAACAACAUUUGAGAAGGCUCCGAAAUAUUCACUACCUCUUUAAUACUGCCCUCUUCCUCAUUGCCUGGCGCCUUCUCAUCGCACGAUCUCAGAUGGCUCGGAAUGUCUGGUUCUUCAUUGUGAGCUUCUGUUAUAAAUUCCUCUCCUACUUUAGGGCAUCCAGCACACUUAAGGUCUAAGAACAUUCAGCAAUCUCCUUUUAUCUGGAAUCUCCUGGAUACCUCCAAAACAGCAAACUGUGGUUCUUAAGAUUAGGAAGUAACAAAGAAUAUGCCCAAGCUCAUUAACUGUCAAACGUCUUGUCAUGUAUUCAUCCUUAUUUCUUCCCUAUGUAUUGUUUUCAUUUAGGUGAGAAAAGGAAAGUCAUAUCUUAGCCUACAAUCAUACAUAUCUUAGGAAAAUUUAUUUCCAGAUUGCCUCCUAACACUCUAUGCCCUUGAACAUAAAACACCAAAGUACAUCUGUCUGUUGGUAUUUAGGGUUUUUUUUUUUUUUCUUGAGAGGACUAAUUUUGACUAAAUGAACAUGGAAUAACAUACGACGGAAGCUGAAAUAUGCUAAAGAAAGGCAGUUCUAACCUUGGAACCAUUCCAGGGGUACCCAGUAGAAAAGUUUAAAAUCAAGAUUAAGGGACACCUGGGUGGCUCAGUUGGUUAAGUGUCUGACUCUUGAUUUUGGCUCAGGUCAUGAUGUCAGGGUUUGUAGGCUCGAGCCCCAUAUUUUGCUCCGCACUGACAGCAUGGAGCCUGCUUGAGAUUCUCUUCCUCUCUCUCUCUGCCUCUUCUCCACGUACACACACGCGCGCGUGCGUGUGCUCUCUUUCACAAAAAUUAACAUUAAAAAAGAUCAAGUAGAAGAAUGAUCUCUGCAUCCUCAGAUAUACCAUAAAAGAAAUAAUCCUCCACUGAAAUCUCAGCCUUUUUUUAUGUGUUAUACCAUGGAGACCUGAGUGAAGGCUGAGAGAAUUAGAAAAGUGGGCUCACAUUUAGCAUUUCCCUCAACUAUACUUCUGAAAUCUAAAAAACAAAAAAUAAAACAAGAGGUUUAAGUAAUUAUGUACAGAAUGAGGGCUCAAGUGUAUUUGCACUAGGACUACUUACUAUGCUUGUAAAAAUUAGUUCUUAUAAUUUCAAUCUGACAACUAUUAUUUCUAAAUCUUUUCAAUUACCCAUUUUCCUGAUGACCUUCUCUCAAGAGUUUCCUUCUCUUUUAUUGAAGUCACCCUUAUAUUUAAGCUUAUUUUGCUCAGGCCUCAGUGACUAAUGGGAGGAGGGUACUAGGCUAGAAUCCUAAAAAACCAGUCCCUGGAUCUUUGCCAAUGAGAAAGCAAAAUUCCAAAUACAAGUGUAAAUGCUAGUUUUAGUUUUUUGUAUAGUGGGAAAAUUACUCCUCUGUGAUCAUCAAGACUUACUAGUAUCUUGAUCAUCCCAAGUGGACAACGUUAACUGUACAAUGUACAGCAGAAGAUGACAGACUUCACUAAGUGACUUUACGUUUAGAGAAUAGGUGUUGUUUUGUUUAAAAAUGUUUUAUGUAUACUAUCAAUGAAUUAAUAGUUUUUGUUCCCAAAUUCCUAUAUUAAUAAUAUAGCUGUUAUCCUGACUUUCAUCUUAUUUGAGAUAUCAGUGCAUGCUGGAUUGCAGCAUUUCAUGUUAAAAACAUGAAAUAUUAUUAUAUAGUAUUUGGGGCCUAAGCAAUUAAUCAUAACUACUGGCAAAUGACACAAGCAUAAAAUGGUAACAAUGGCAGUUACUUAUAUUUAUGCUCUCUGGAAUGAUAUGUAAUACUCAGAAAGCACAUUCACGUAGUUAAGUGCACAGGGCUUGAAGGCAGCUUCUAGCCUGGUAUUACUUGAGAUUUUUCUGAACACCAUAAAGGGCAUUUGGGGGGAACUGUUCUGGGCAAUGUCUUUUCCAAUCUCAUCUAAGGUCUGGGAACUUCUUUCCAGGGCAUACAACCCAGCUCUGAAACAAAGCACUUGGUGAUUUUUAGUUUGAGAUGUCUAUAUGAUACUUCUGAGUUACAUUGAUUAAGAUACAAACUAUAGAUAUAAUAAAAAUGAAAUCAAGAUAUAAAUUCAAUGAGGUUGGAUAAAACAUAAUUAUUCUAAGAAUUUACUUUUGUUUUUUGUUUUCACUAAUUCCAUAAAUUCCACUAAUCCAGUAUUCAUUUUGAUUUUUGAUUAAAUGAAAGUUUGAAUUAAAAAUGUUUUCCUCUUCUAGUGUUGUAUCUUUAACUGCUGACUACUACAGAUCUCCUCCCUCCCCUGAGAAAAAGAUAUAAUCUUCCAAAGAAGAUUACCAGAUGAAUAUAAAUUAACACAUAGAUACAUAAUGCUUCACUUUUUUCUGACACCAUUAAUAGGUUACAUUUACAUGCUGGAAGCAUCUUUUAUCUGUGGCAUUAAAGAAAUCACAUGACGUCUAAGCAGUCAAAAUAGGUAUCUGUAUGAAAGAAAAUCCCUAAUUAUUUUAUAUCAAGACCAACUGACAAUUAUUUGAAUGUCUAAUACAUACAAUGCAAUGAGAAAGAGCCUUCUACUUUUGGGGAGAAGGGGACAGAUAAUAACUACAAAGGAGAGGCAUCUACAUUAAAAAAGAAGUUUUGGUAAUUCCUGUAUUCUGUAGCCACAACAUACCUGAUACAGUAAUGAAUAUUUCAGAGUUUAAGACAGUCCCCACCUAAAGAAAUUAAUACUGAAAAAGCCUGAGGCAGAUGGACAUACAACUCCAAAAAACAUUUCUUACAAUUUUACACUAACUCGACACCAUCAUCUCCAGUCAACAUCUCAUUCAAAUAGCUGAUUUAGAAUCUGAGAGUAAACAGACCGAUCUGAGAAGGGACUAAUCCCCAAAUAGUGUGUUCUGUUAUCUCACAAUGAAUGUAACAAAGUAGGUCAGCCUAAAGUUUCCAAAAACAUCAGUAAUUUUCAAAGCUCACAAAAAUUACAUGUAAAUUCCCACAUGUCUAUUUUUCUAGAAGUAUGAAUCUAACAAUUAUGUUCUGGAAACAUGGACAACUAUCUGUAGUAAAAAGGAAAUGGUUGUCCCAUAUGCUCACAUAGAGAGGUAAGGAAAAAUGCUCACUGCUUACUUUGUAAAAACAUAUUUUUUUAAUUUACCCAAAAUAAAACUAGAAAUUGCUGAUUUUCCGAUGUAACUGGCUUGAGAGGCAGUAGUGAAGAUACAGUUAUGGCAAAGGACACUUAAAUGAAAUUGAGUUUUAACAGCUAGAAACAGUUCUGAUACACAAGUAAAAAGUUUAGGUGUGGCCUUACUUUACUUGAAUUACUGAUCCUAAUCUGGAACUGUGACUAAGUAGGGAAACAUGAGGCUGAUCAACUGUGUCAAUUUUACUCUAA
This is a messenger RNA of Prionailurus viverrinus (fishing cat), 5099 nucleotides long. RefSeq names its product fatty acyl-CoA reductase 2 (gene FAR2). Gene Ontology annotation, cellular component: peroxisome. Gene Ontology annotation, molecular function: alcohol-forming very long-chain fatty acyl-CoA reductase (NADP+) activity. Lineage: Eukaryota; Metazoa; Chordata; Mammalia; Carnivora; Felidae. The record is from RefSeq and is a predicted model, not a curated record. The coding region runs from base 370 to 1917 and encodes 515 amino acids. The transcript is spliced from 12 exons. Gene Ontology annotation, biological process: long-chain fatty-acyl-CoA metabolic process.